AUUAAUCCUACGUCCUCUGCUGCGUUUGUGUAAAGACAGAUAUGAGGUGAAACAUUACACUGCUGUAUAGAGUGUGUGACAGAUGGCACAGCAACCUACACAGACCAGAGGAUUUUAAUUUAAACUCUUGAAACACCGGCAUGAAAGAAAGAAAGAGCGAAAGAUAGAAAGAAAGAUAGAAAGUACAGGAGUGAAGCUCUCAGCUGUGAGUUGUUCUUUCACUCUUGCAUGAAUCAGUUGUUCCUGGCAGGAGCGCUAGUGAGUGGUAGAGAAAGCAUCAAUAGCGACAGAGUCUUGCAUCAGACAGGAACCACGCGCCCUCGAGACGGACCUGCUGCUACAAUUUCUCUGCGUUUAGUGUGAUAUCAUUUUCAGAGUUUGCCCUUAGAGGAGAGUCUCUAUUCUUUCACUACACCAUGGAACUUGAUAAGAUGGUGAACGGGCACUGUGAGAAAAGGAUCGAGGAGGAUGGGUUUGAUGCCCUGGAGAACAUGCCUGAGAGAGAAGAGUUCCUACCCAAGAAGACUGAUGGGAAGAAAAAAGCUGAGUUUACAGAUUUUGUGGGGAAGACGUCAUUUGGGAUGUCCAUCUUCAAUCUCAGUAAUGCCAUCAUGGGCAGCGGCAUUCUGGGUCUAGCAUACGCCAUGUCCAACACUGGCAUUAUCCUCUUUCUAGUUCUAAUCAGCCUCAUUGCUAUUUUGUCUGCGUACUCCAUCCACCUGCUGCUGAAGAGUGCUGGAGUGGUCGGGAUUCGUGCAUAUGAGCAAUUGGGCAACCGUGCGUUUGGAACACCAGGCAAAAUUAUAGCAGCCUGUGUUAUAACCAUUCAUAACAUUGGAGCCAUGUCCAGCUACCUCUUUAUUGUGAAGAUGGAGUUGCCGGCUGUUAUAAUAGGCCUGUUGGACAAAGACACAAAGUCAGAGUGGUAUGUGAAUGGAAGCUAUCUCAUCGUCAUCGUCAGUAUCUGUAUAAUCUUACCGCUUGCCCUCAUGCGCCAUCUUGGGUAUCUUGGCUACACCAGUGGUUUCUCGCUCACAUGCAUGUUUUUCUUCCUCAUAUCUGUAAUCUAUAAGAAGUUUGUCACCGCGUGUACACUGGAACACUCCAGCAUCAGCACCAACACCACCACUUCGCCUCUUCUUGCCACUACACACACCCAUGCUGAUUACACAAACAACACCUGUGAGGCAAAACUGAUCACCCUCACGCCACAGGCUGCGUAUACCAUUCCUAUUCUGGCUUUCGCUUUUGUGUGCCACCCUGAAGUGCUGCCCAUCUACACGGAACUGAAAAAUCCAACUAAGAAGCGCAUGCAGAAUGUGGCUAACAUCUCCAUACUGGCCAUGUUCAUCAUGUACCUACUAACAGCCAUCUUUGGCUACCUCACUUUCUAUGGUAAUGUGAAAGAUGAACUCCUGAAGAGUUACAGCACCAAUGACACAAUGAUGCUGUGUGUGCGCCUGGCAGUGCUGGUGGCUGUCACCCUCACUGUGCCUGUUGUUCUCUUCCCGAUCCGCCGUGCUGUGCAGCAGCUGCUGUUCCCUGAUAAACCUUUCCACUGGGCUCGCCACAUCGGCAUCGCUGUGAUUCUCCUCAUCCUCGUCAACCUACUCGUCAUCUUCGUCCGAGACAUCAGAGAGAUCUUUGGUGUCAUCGGAGCCACAUCAGCACCCAGUCUUAUUUUCAUACUGCCUGGAAUAUUCUACAUCCGCAUCGUACCUGAAGAACAGGAGCCACUGAAAUCUCGGUCAAAGAUCCAGGCAGCCAUGUUUGCAGCUCUGGGCUUCAUCUUCAUGGUGAUGAGCAUUACCUCCAUCAUCAUACAGUGGGUAACUGGGGGUAAUACAGUGGGAGGACACUAACAGACAUGAGGACAGCAGAGCAGUAAGGAUGCACACAGAAGCACACACACUUUCCAUCACUUACCAUCAAACACGUGGACCUCUAAAACCGAGCGUGCUGCAGCCCACGAAAAGACCACGAGACAUCGCUGUAAAACAUGCUCUGUGAAGACUUUACCGAAGACUCAUGUUAUCUUCAUAUAAGAAUCCUAUAAUCUACCACCACUAUAAAUACGGGACCUGAUGCCUGGAUGGAUGGAUGGAUGGAUGGAUGAAUGGAUGGAUGGAUGACAGCAAAAUGGAUGUCAUACAUUCAGGAAUUCUUAUAUUUCAAAGUGUACGCAUUUCAUUCCAGUUUUAUUUCAGUAGCUUAACAUAGGAUUUAUUGGAAUUGUGAGGAGAAACAACACUCUAACAGUGCUCUAACACUGCGACACCCUUACAGUUACCUUUUUUUUUUUUUAACCCAUUUAUGCUCAUACUGGAAUUUUUGUACUGUAUUCUUUGGUCUAAAAGGCUUAUUUUUAAUAGUGAAUAGUGAAUUUUAAACAUGUUUAUUUUAUAAGUUACCCUUCUGGACCGAAGAACAACUUAAAGACCAAAGACAAUUACUAAAGACCAUAUUACAACAAGAAAAUGAAAACUACAUGGUGUUAAAAUAAAAGAUGGAGCCCAAUUGAGUUGAAUUUGGAAAAAAAAGUUAGACUGAAAUAAUAUAGGGGUAGUUUAAAGGUUAAUAAUGUGGGCUUUUGGGGAGAAUUAAAAAAAAAAAAUCUUCUAUAAUAUUAGAGGUAUAAAACAUGAGAGGUAAUAUAAAAUGUAAAAUAUUGGUUACAUAUCAUCUCCAUUGCCAAAGUUGUGAACUAGUGUGUUUUACAUCACAGUGGAAUGUUUGAAGAGCAGAUUGUCAUUAUGCGAGCUGCAUAUUGGCAUCUUCAGAGGUCAUAUUUGUUGAAUCUGCUGAGUGUAUAUAUAUGUUGUAAAUUGUGUAAGAGAACUAAGUGCAAAGAUAAUAAGCGGAUAUUUCUAUGAUGUGUGUGUUUUCAGUACAUCUUGAUGCGCAGAGAGGCUGCAUAUCUCAGAACUGAAUUUAAUUAUUACAGUGCAUGCAGAUUUUACUGACUUUUCUAUUUACACAAAAUUUAGUACGGAAACAGAGGUUACACUAAUUUCUGUAAAUGCCGGUUCUUUACUCACAUUACUCUUGCAGAUUACUCCUACUCAUACUCCUGCUCCUACUCUGUAAAGCAACAUUUCUGUCUUUAUCUGUGGUUAUACUCGUUUUUACUCUAAUGCAUUUUUUAUUUGAGGUCUUCUGACCUAGCUUGUGAGAAAAUGAGUUUUUUACAGUUUCAGUUACCUGUGUAGGUUUUAACAGUGGCCCUGUAACACAGGGAAUGUUGGGUAAUGCUUUAUGUGAAGGACUAUUGACCACAGUAUAAUAUAGUAAGGUAUAUUUCAUCAUUUUCUAUGAUAUACAGUUCAUUUGAAACAUUUAUGAAGCAAUUCUAUUUUCUAUUUUUUGCAUGCAGAAACAAGUCACAUUUCAAUGCCUCGUUACCCCAAAAGUUAAAAUGGGUAACAUCCUGUUUAACAAAUUACGGACAUUAUGACAGCCAAAAUCUGAUUACAGAAUGAACUGAUUAGGUUUACAUUUGAGCUGGAUAACACGGAGCUGCCCAGCCAUUUGAUGAAAGCGUGACAUUCACUGUGCGAGAAAAUCACACUUGGUGAGCAAGGUUUGUUUAGAUGAGAGCAUGUUUAGGCAGAUCGACUUUGUAAACUGGCUCUUACCCAAUAUGAUCUUUGCCGGAAGAAAGCCUAGGCAAGAUUAAAAAAUAAAUAAUACCAGUUGCAUGUCAUUGUGGUGAAGUAUAUUUACUGUUUUGUAAAACUUUUGUAAAAACGAGAAUUCAGAAUUCAGCUGCAGUGAUAUCCAACAGGUUUCUUAAACCUCCAUACAAAUGACUUCUGAGGAAUUACACUCCUGUAAAAAGGUGUGCACUUUUAUUUUGUCACCUUCUGGUUAUUUUAUCAACAGAUGCUGAACAUUCAUUUCCUCAUGCAUGUUUUGUUUCUCUGUAUAACCAGUUCUGAAGUGCUGUGUACUGUAGGUCAUGUGAACAGUAUUGACCCAUUCAACCAGAGUGUUGCCAAAUAUUAUAAUGUCUGGACUAAAAAGAUUUUAUAUAAAUUUUUUUAUAAACCUUUCACAACAUGGACCAAACUUUUAUUGCAUGAAUUUGUGUAAAAAUAUGAAAAUAAAAAUAAGUUAUUUACUUGUAAAUACUUUUCAUGCUGGGUCUGCAUUUUAUAUCUAAACAUUCAAAGUCUAAAAAUAUAUCUAAAUGUAGUUUACCAUCAAACUACAAGAUGAUUUUUUUCAAAAAUUCUACUUGAUUGUUAAAAGUGCCUAAAGCAAAGUCAUUUAUGUGAAUUAAUGUAUAUAUUUACAUUGGGGGAAAAAGAUCUUAUGUGUAAUUAGUUAAUUUGGCGCUUGUCAUUUUCUUCAAUAAAGUUGGACUGAGGUAAAGAA
Molecule: messenger RNA, 4377 nt
Organism: Pangasianodon hypophthalmus (striped catfish)
Lineage: Eukaryota; Metazoa; Chordata; Actinopteri; Siluriformes; Pangasiidae
Gene: slc38a5a
Product: solute carrier family 38 member 5a
Exons: 16
Coding region: 417-1862 (481 amino acids)
Biological process (GO): L-histidine transmembrane transport; L-glutamine transport; serine transport
Molecular function (GO): L-glutamine transmembrane transporter activity; glycine transmembrane transporter activity
Source: RefSeq, a predicted model, not a curated record